AUGGCAAAUGUGGGAGACCCUGUGCAAAAUGGAAGCUUCGCUCAGGAAAUACGGAAAUUUCUCUUUUAUUCGAAGUCGUUUGCAAAGCCUGAUGGAGAAAUCGAGGAAAACGACUCUUUGCGUGCUCCGGUUGGUGUUUUCGCUCUCACUUCCUGUCCGGACCGACACUUCGCUGCCACUUGGAACCAUGGAGCGCAUGAGAACAUUAAAGAAGGGUCGGCUAUGAAUAUUUAUAACGAAGAUGGAGAUAAGUUCGAGACAAAGGUGGUAUGCAAGGAUCCACGAGAUUUUUUGCUUUUGGAAUCGGAUGAGAAGCUUGCCGAGGAUGUUCCAUAUAUUUCUUCAGGUGUCAUCGCUGGUACUGACUAUUUGAUCAUGGGCUAUCGAGAUGGGAUCGAAAAGGCUUUGCCAGCGGAUCCUAUUCUGGAACCAUCGUUUCUUCCGGGCACUGUCACCUCCCAGAAGUUUGACAAAUACGGUCACUUUGGCGGUACUUCUGCGGAAAUGCCCGGUUUUUCUGGGGGUCCUGCCUACCAGAAAUUAUAUCGCAAUGAGUUUCUCGGAUUGUGUCUUAAAGGGGCACAUUCGCUUACAGGGACUCAAUGUUAUCACAUUGUCGCUGGACGAUCGAUGAAAGGCGCGUUAUUCUAUUUAGAAGAUAUGGAAUACGAAAAGAAGGCACUUAAGGAGACGAGGGAAACCAAGGAGACCGAGGAGACCAAGGAGACCAAGGAGACCGAGAAGACCGAGAAGACCAAGAAGGUCAAAUGUUCUAUUAUC
Molecule: messenger RNA, 780 nt
Organism: Mesorhabditis belari
Lineage: Eukaryota; Metazoa; Nematoda; Chromadorea; Rhabditida; Rhabditidae
Source: the annotation of a GenBank genome assembly